Messenger RNA from Trifolium pratense (red clover), 709 nucleotides. RefSeq names its product protein PELPK2-like. Bases 86 to 475 code for a protein of 129 amino acids. Lineage: Eukaryota; Viridiplantae; Streptophyta; Magnoliopsida; Fabales; Fabaceae. The transcript has a single exon. The record is from RefSeq and is a predicted model, not a curated record.
UAUCUCUUUGCUUCUCAUCAAAUCACAAAGCAAGUUCUCCUUAUACAAUACAAAUAUAGUCCUUAGCUCCUUCAUCAAACUAUCAAUGGCAUCAAACAAAUCCUUCCUCAUAGCUUUACUUCUUGUUGUGACAAUGUCAAGCAUGAGCCUAGAAGCUCGCCAUCUUUUGCAAACAACCACACAACCCAAUUUGCCUACCAUUCCCACUUUGCCACAACCAACAACAUUGCCACCUUUGCCUGCAAUCCCAACAUUGCCUCAAGGAAAUCUUCCACCAUUCCCUACCAUUCCAUCUCUUCCUAAGCUCACCAUGCCACCACUUCCUAGCUUUCCUACUACCAAUAUUCCGACACUUCCAUCUCUCAACAUUCCACCAUUGCCGGCAGUCACUUCACUUCCCAACUUACCUUCAUUCCCAACCACGUUUCCCUCCAUCCCAUUUCUCACCCCACCACCUUCAACCUCUAGCCCUUAAACUCUUCCUCACCUGUUAUCUUUGCAUGCAGUAGACAUAUUGCAUCAUUUCUUUAUUGUGUGUGAUGAAAUUGUACCAGGUUAUGAUGAUAGUAGUAUUUUUGUUGUAUUGUAUGGUGUGAAAGGCCUUUGUAUUUUUUUUUCUACUUACCAAUUUGGCACUAUUGUUUGUACUUUUGAAUUUAUACUAUGUUGAAUUACACAUUUAUAUAUAACUAUGAUUUCUUCUUUUGAA